Messenger RNA from Protopolystoma xenopodis, 222 nucleotides. Lineage: Eukaryota; Metazoa; Platyhelminthes; Monogenea; Polystomatidea; Polystomatidae. The record is from the annotation of a GenBank genome assembly.
AGCCGACCUGUCGCCGCCGCGUGUUUGCUGGUCGAAAAGGAAUGGCUCCCUUCAGGCGAUGGCACUAUUUGCCCGCUGACCAUGUGGACCCUUCCAAGUGCUCUACCGGCCGGUGGAGAGGAGGACUCAUCUCUUCUACUCGAACCUAUCAACAGCAAGAUGGCCGAUUUGGUCACUGUCUUCCUGCAUUGUGAGCCAGUGGUUCGGUCUCGUUUGCGAUAA